Malassezia globosa CBS 7966 is the source of this 1563-nucleotide messenger RNA. RefSeq lists its product as uncharacterized. NCBI's taxonomy places the organism in Eukaryota, Fungi, Basidiomycota, Malasseziomycetes, Malasseziales, Malasseziaceae. The transcript has a single exon. Bases 1 to 1563 code for a protein of 520 amino acids. The record is from RefSeq and is a predicted model, not a curated record.
AUGAUCGUCGUAGGGUGGUUUGCGCUGCAAUGGGAACUUGUCUUCAUCAAAGCACCCAUGGUCUUCCGGUCAGCGCGGCAUUUACUGCCCGAAUGGUAUGUGCGCGGUGGUGGGAGCAGCAGUGCUCCAGUGAAAGGAUCGAUCACAUGCAAGUCUCUACGUAGUGGAUAUAUCGAUGAUCCACAAGCGUACCGUGUGAAUCCAAUGAGCGGCUCACACGCACAGGUCGCUGAGGCCUGUGAAGACCUACACAUGUCAACGAAGCUGGGCAUAGUGCUCAUGUCAUGUGAUCCAGGACGCGUCGUAUGGAACACAUUUAUGAAUUCACUACAGCAGCCUGCGACCCAUGGAGCCCUGUGGAUGUCUGAGUACAAGUCAAAUGACCCGCAGCCGGUUUUGCUUCAUAUCCAUGGGUACCCAGAGGCGGAAGAUUUCCAUCCGCUAGGUAUGGGCCUGUAUGAAGUCUCGGAGCACCAGGCGCGCUUAUUCCUGGUGAAUCAGCGCACGCAUGCAUCUACAAUUGAGCUGAUUGAUCUAGAAAGGCGUGCUGACAGCGAUGAAAGCACUGCUAACAGAAACCACAGAGCAUCAUGGCAUGCACGCUACGUGCGCACACUAUACCAUCCUAUUGCCACACACACACCGAAUGCGAUCCAUGCAGUGAAUUUGAAUGAGCUGUAUGUGACAAACUCACACGUCGUCGCCUUGCGUUCACCUCCGCGUCCAGCAUACGAAGCUGUGCUUGCAUCCCAAUUCGGGGAUGCUAUCGCUCCGCUGGUGUACAAGGUUGUGACAUAUAAGCCAUUGACAGCCAUGUGGCAAAAGCUCGAUAGUUUUAUUGGCUGGGGCUAUGUUGCCCAUGUGCACAUGGCGGGUCUAAGCCAGGAUACGGACCACGAUGGCGACGACAACGUCAACUACAAAACGGAUGCUUCCAUGCAAGCAGUUGCAGCAUCUAUGCCAGACCUACUCCAUUCUAUGCGAGGUGUGUCUGCGUUUAUAUGGGCUGGUCGUGUCCCAUUCGCGAACGGGAUUGUCGCUACGGAGAAGAACGUGAUUGUGGCGGCAACAUCGGCGCCUGGGCUGUAUGUGUAUGACCAGACGAACGAUACACAUGCUCGUCGUCAGCAGCAGCGACCAAGAGCAUUUGUACCGACGCCUUUUUUCCCUGAUAACCUUGCCGUGUCGCGAGGACCACAGCCUGACACGCUGCGCAUCGUGGUCGCAGGCCAUCCGUCGCUAAAGGAUCUCGAACACGUUGUGUCUCAUCCACAUACUCAACGGUAUGCGCCAAGCUGGGUCGUCGAGGUGUUUUAUGAUGAGAGCCUAUCAUAUACGGGCGACGAUGCAGACGUGCCAUACCCGGCGCAGAAGGCAUUGAUGACUGUGCCGAACGGCUGGCAUGUCCGCACAUUGCUUCAGACCAAUGGACGAUCGACGGCUUUGGUCCUCUCCUCUAGCUCGUCAGCCGUGUGGGACCCAACGUAUGCAGCACAUGGCUCCUUUUACGUAUCAGGGCUAUAUGAACCUGCUCCUAUCGUAUGUCGAGGGAUGUAUGCGUAG